AGGAGAGGGCUGGGCUGGGAUGACUCCCUCGCAGAUGAACCAUAAAGAGCACGGGAGCUGAAGCACAAUCUCCUCCUCCUUUCCUGUGCUGUUUCACGGACACGCUUGCUCACAGCUGGGAGGAGGACAAGCUUCACCAGCAGCCUUAGCAGGAGUGGGGAGAAGGGAACUUUUGUGCUCUCCUCAUUGCAGGCAAAACCUCUUUGAAUAAACUCUGCUAACAGGGGAAGGUUAUGGCAAUCUACUGGAGCAAACUUCAAACUGAACCACAGCUGCCUGUGCCUGGGUCCCCUCACAGCAUUUCUCCUGCUGAGCUUGAUAAAUGAGCUGUAACUAUUGUGACAGCCACAGUGGAGAGUGUGAGUCUCUCAAACCCCAAAGGAGCUGUUGAGACUGAGAGGUGGAGGAGAGCAGAGUGCCAGACUUGAGCACUCUUUCACACAAAUUGCAUUGGACAGUGGAGUUAAAAGUUUUGAGGGAGAUGAACUUACCUUGGCCUGUUGUUUCAUGACUGAGAGUUUCUGAGCUCCCAAGGAUAUUUCCACCAAAACCAGGGCUGAUGUUCCCUCUGUUGGAAAGCGAAAGUAAAGGUUAUUAACAUCCUGCAGCAAGUCACUUCAACCUAAAGGUUUGUGGAAGAAAUAAACUCUACAUGAAAACUGAAUGUAAUUAGGUCUUACAUUCAGGACCCUGAUGAGUGAUACACAGGGAGAAGUAGAAGAUGGUAAAUUUCACAGAGAAUGCGACUGAGAAGUGCAAUAUUAAUCAUGAUAUCCACGAGACACUAUCCCCUGUGGUGUACAUAUUUGUGUUUAUAUUAGGCUUGCCAGCUAACUGCCUGUCACUGUACUAUGGGUAUUUACAGAUCAAGGCUAAAAAUGAAUUAGGUAUCUACCUUUGCAAUUUGACUAUAGCAGACCUGCUGUACAUAUUUUCUUUGCCUUUUUGGCUUCAGUAUGCUUUACAGCAUGACAACUGGACCUACGAUGAGCUGCUGUGCAAAGUUUGUGGCAUCAUCCUGUAUGAGAACAUCUACAUCAGCGUGGGCUUCCUGUGCUGCAUCUCCAUCGACCGCUACCUGGCCGUGGUGCACCCCUUCCGCUUCCAGCGCUUUCGGACCAUGAAGGCUGCUGCCAUUGUCAGCAUCGUCAUCUGGGCCAAAGAAAUUAUGACAUGCUGCUUUGUCUUCACACACGGGGAGAUCAGUAUGGAUGCUGAGAGCCACUUGGUGUGCUUUGAGCAUUACCCCAUCAAGAAAUGGGAGCACAAUGUCAAUUACUACCGCUUCUCCGCUGGCUUCCUUUUCCCCUUCUUCCUGCUGGCCUUCUCCUACUGUGGGAUUUUACGAGUUGUCCACAAGAGUCCUGGCACCCAAAAGAAGAAGAAAACCCAAAUUAAAAGACUGGUGUCAAGCACUGUUUUCAUAUUUUUAGUCUGCUUUGGACCAUACCACAUCCUACUUGUAGUUCGUAGCUUGUUGGAGAACAACUGCUCAUUUGCUGAGAAAAUAUUUAAUGUUUACCAUAUUUCUCUCCUGUUAACUACUUUUAACUGUGUUGCUGACCCAGUAUUGUAUUGUUUUUCCAGUGAAAGCACUUACCAGAACUUUGUCAAGAUGAGAGACUCUUGUCUAACAUGUUUCGGCCAUCUGAGUACUGAGACAAAGGAAUCCUAUCCACUAAACACUACUGAAACUCCGAACAGAAAACAGCAUGAGCAACAACCAGGGUUAUUACAAAUACCACUUGAUGGUGCUGGGAUGAAGGACUGCUUCACAACUAAUGCAGACAGCCUAUAGUAUUAAUCAAAAGGACCUUAAUCCUACACCUGCAGCUAUGGCCGUGUUUGUGUAUCUGUCUGAAUUAUUCAUGUAUUACAACAAUGCGACCUCCCAAAGGCUUAUGAGCAAUGCUGUACAGUGAAGCUGUUUCUAGAGGUGCUUGGACCCUGGCAAUAGUGAGGAAAGUAUGUGCUAAGUCAGCUCAGUUAUGCUACCACUGUUGUGCUACCACUUAAGACCUGUUUGUUGUGGUGACUGCACUGACUGAAAUAAGCCAGUACUCACAGUAUGUGGUUCUGGUGAACUCAUCUUUAGCUGCUUUCUGUUUGCCCUGUAGCAUCUAGAGAAAGUAAUUCUCGAAAAGCUGUCAUCAUGUGUUGAAAAGGUCAGAGACAAAAAAAAAAUAAUGUCUCCAUAUAUAUUUUUAAAAAGAAAAAUCCCAACAAAACACUUCUGCAACAUCUCUGUAACUCUCUGAAAUAAAUGAAAUGAAACUCUCUGAAAUGAAAUGAAAUGAAAUGAAAUGAAAUGAAAUGAAACUUUCCUUCUGCCAGCUUCAAAGCCUGCAGAGACCAUGCCAGAACCAGAUUCCUAAAACAAUCAGUCUGAUAGUGCAAGACAUUAUGGGAGAGCAUGCACAAGGAACUCAGCACCUGCUGAGACCUUCAGGCUCUUAUUUGACUGUGUAGCCUCAGACUGUUAAACCUCACGGUAAGGCUCUUAGAGACUUCUGGAGGUAGGAGACUCUGGGCUCCAGUGGGUGUCAAUAACUUGGUUUGUUGACUCGGAAGAGAACAAGAGGUUGGUAGUACGUGAGGCGCUUUAAUCCUGUGUGCUUCUUUGAGUCACUGUGUUCAAGAAUAUUUAUUUAUAUCUGCUAAGGUUUUGAUUGUGUCCUUUGCAAUUUGUGUAUCUUGUGCAGCACAGACCAUGCAGGCAAUUAAAUAACAACGCAUUUGUCAUGGAAACUGUUGAAUGAAUUCUGUUUAAACCGUGUUUUUGCCCACAGAUAACAUAGUUUAGGGUUUGGCCAUCGUUAAGUAAAUACAGUAUCAGAAAUGUGAUGUAUGAAUGAUCUGUGUCCUGGUUUAGACAGAAACAAAAUAUAGGAGUAAGUGGAGAAUAAUGGCUUUUAAAGACCUGGGAGUUGUGUGCCACAGUAUUGUUGUUUCUACCACCACCUCCUCUCUAGGCUUCUUAGGGUUUUUUUGUUACACUAAUGAUUCUGUGUGAUUCUUUGUCAUCUGCUCAUCCCACCUCCUUUUACAUGUACCUGUUACACCAUGAAUAUUGCCUUGUCCUUUCAAUUCUCUGGUUUCAGACCUUCCUUGAAAGACCUCUCUCUCUGCAACCCAGAGCUGAUAACUUCCAGCAGUAUAAUCAGUUUUGUUUCUUUGGUUUGCUUUUGAGUCAAAAGACUGUCUAGACAGAUGGUCUACUCCUGCUAUUGAAUAUGUCAUUGUAACACAGUCUUGCUUGUCAUCAGAUUCCAAAAGGAAUAUAUUUUAACAGGUUUCUGGAAAUCACCUUGAGAGUGCAAUAUUGGAUAUAAUUAGUGGAUGUGUUUAAUAAAGAAUGUUUUUUUAAUUUUCUUUUUAUACUUUUUCAUGUUUGAAAUAGCUAGCUUUAGCUUUGGCACACAAUUUGUAUUUGUGAGUCUACAGAUCCUCUCCUCUCUUCUCUUGCAAAAAGAGAUGUCCCCAGUCCCAAGAGGGGAUUAGGUUUGCUUAGGUUAACAUUUGAUUUAUUUAAUUAUUUUACAUUUCUUUGUACUUUGACCAUUCGGCUGGAUUAAUUACCUUACAUCUGCAUUUUUUUCUCCUGACUAUUAGCACUGUUUAGCUUUAUUUUCUCCUAAUCUUUCAUCUCCUCUGCAGUGUAUUCCAAGGGGGUUGUAAGGCAGGGACUCCCUCCCUGGAGUGCUGAGCCUGUACAUUGUUAAGCACACACUCCUUGGACCCCCACGACCUGCCAGGCUGCAAGACACACGUGGUUUGUUCUAGGAUUAAAUAUUUGUUGUUGUGUUUAUGUGUUGCUCCUUUACAGUUCCCCACGCUGUUUAAACGGGACAGCUGGAAUGCAGAGCAUGCUGUGCUACAUGGAAUUGUCAUCUGAGGGAUUAAGGCUCAUUCGAGUUGGAACUUUGAUGCGGUCAGCUUUGCUCAGCUGCUGCGGUUUAAAAUCAGAUGGAAACUUGUGUAACACAGUGCAGCAUUCUGCUCCAGUUCUCAGCACUUCACCUGCUAACCCAGAACAGAAAGAAGGGAUUUUUUUUCUUCUUUUCCCCUUUUUUUUCUUGAGGCCAAUAUUUUAUCAAUUCUUUCUGUAUUGUAACUCUUUGCUUAGGCUGCAGAACUGUAACUAAUACAGCAGCAAGGUAAUUCCCACUCAGAGCUUUUCCUUCCAUCUCAGUCAAAAGACAUUCACUCAAGGGUCGUGCUAAGGUUGCUAGAGACAUGCUACACAUGCUAUUGAAGUAAAUGUCAUGCUUGGGACUGCACACAAGAAGACAUUUUAAAAGCACACACUUCAGAAAAAGAGAAAAAAUUAUUAAAUUUUGUAUUUCCUAAUGAAAACUGACUGAUAAUACUUGUAUUUUGGGGUGAAAAAAGAGCAAAAGCUUACUAAAUGAAUUUUUUUUGAGAAAAGUUAGUGCUUGAAAAUAUCCAUUGCACGUGUUAGUGUAACAUGUCAGUAGCACAGAGAGAAUCAAAUCAGUUGUUUCUUUUAAAGUGAUGCAAAUUUCAUUCUGUGAGUUCUGUGCAGCAGCGAACAUACGCCAUCCUGCAGGGUUACUGGCUUUGGCAAAAAGCAUUCAUAUGAAAUAUUUUACUUAAUACUUAUAGUUAGGGGAGUUUGGAGACUUCUAAAGGAGAUAUUUUCUAAUUGUGAAACUUCCAAGAUACUUUUCUAGAACAUCCUUUGAGAAGAUUUUAGAUAAAAUGAAUCUAAAAAAAGAAGACUGAUCUAGAAAAUAAACAUUGGGAUCUUUGGUGAACCUGAAUGUCUAGCAGAAGUCUGGCAUUAAGAUUUCUUUCUGUCAUGUGUUGUACUAUUUUCUGUCUUUAAAGGCCCUGUAUCCUCAGGGACUUCAGGAGAUUAAUGUUCAAAAUAUGCUGGUGUUUGUCGUAUGAAAUUAUUUUUCUCAUUCUGAAAAAAUUGUUUGUCUUGCAUUGAAGAAGGAAAAUAAAACUCACCUGCCAGGAAGGAAAAGAGAUACAAAGUGUUGCUCACUGCUGAAAGUCCAGCUAAAGGCAACUUCCAUUUUAUGACAGGGAAAGCCCCAGUGCUCUAGGGGUGGUGUCAAAUGUACCUUCCUCUCUCUGCUGGGAGGGCUGACAGCCAGCAGAACUGUAGUCCUGACACUCACCUGGAGUUAAGGUAAA
This is a messenger RNA of Motacilla alba alba, 5166 nucleotides long. It is a transcript of the gene GPR68, whose product is annotated as G protein-coupled receptor 68. The record is from RefSeq and is a predicted model, not a curated record. Gene Ontology annotation, cellular component: membrane. The transcript has 3 exons. Gene Ontology annotation, biological process: G protein-coupled receptor signaling pathway; cellular response to pH. The coding region runs from base 722 to 1798 and encodes 358 amino acids. NCBI's taxonomy places the organism in Eukaryota, Metazoa, Chordata, Aves, Passeriformes, Motacillidae. Gene Ontology annotation, molecular function: G protein-coupled receptor activity.